CUAGCUCAUGAAAGCACUCGCCGGAGCUCUUACAGCCCCGAGUUCGCCCCUCUCCAUUGCGUCCAUUGAGCCUGUGUACCACGCUGGGGCUCUAUGCGUGGAGCUUGCGGACCGGGACGGCCACAGCGAGAACCCCUUCCCGGUGCGCAGUUUCGAAAAAAGCCCCUUCAACCUCCGCCAGGUGACGGAGCGCGUAACCCGGCUGGAAAUGCAGCAAAAAAUCCAGGAUGCUUUGAAACCUUUGGUGGACGAAUGGCGAAAAAGCCAGCUGCAGGGGCAGCCGCCGCAAGAUGCCAACGGCCCGGCACCGAUGGAGGUGGACCAGGAGGUACAGCUGAUUCGGUAGUGGCACGCGGUGUGCUGCGUUUUCCAAGAAGAAAACGCGCUUGAGGUUGAGGAA
This is a messenger RNA of Amoebophrya sp. A120, 400 nucleotides long. NCBI's taxonomy places the organism in Eukaryota, Dinophyceae, Syndiniales, Amoebophryaceae. The record is from the annotation of a GenBank genome assembly.